GAUAACAACGUUAGUUUCCAUUUUUUCCAAGAAAGGAGGAGUCAAUAUAAAGAACUCUAGCUAUGGAUUGAAAGUUCAGACGAGAUUGAGAGAAGUCGAUAGAAAUCUCAAAUACUCACAAGUGAACUCUGCUGUUCACGGUAAGAUCUGCCAGCAGGUAGCUUAAGAACAAUGUUGAUCAUUGUUUACUUGGUUGUCGUGGUGAUCUUUACGGUCCCGUGUCAGGGUAAACAUGAAGACUGCGAUAUUUUUCCUAAGAAUCCAGUUGUGGAAAUGGGAUCAGAUUUGUUGUUAACCUUUGCAAAAUCCUUUGGCAUUCCAUGCUUGACAUACGAUCCUAGAAAGAUAAUCUGGAAACUGAAUGGAAAAAAGAUCCCAGAAGAGCACUAUGGUUUCAUGAAUUCAACUGGUGCCAGUGUUGUCAUUAGAAACGUUUCAUCCCCUACAGGAGAUGUGUCAUGCAAUUUACGUGUAGCCGGGAAAGACAUUCUUAUUGCAGUUACCGAUGUGAAAGCUGGAUUUCCUCCAGAAAAGCCCCAAAAUAUUUCCUGCAUCCAGUUUUUUAGGAAGAAUGUUGCUUGCAGCUGGGACCCUGGAAAAAAUACCUUCUUGGAAACUGAGUUUAGUGUUACAUACACGUUUGGAUAUGAUUUCAGUGAGAUAUUUUUUUAUAGAACAAAACACCACACCUACCAGUUUGAGGAUGGGGAUUUGCAAUUGUUUGCACCCCUCAACGUAACUGUAAAAGCGGAAAAUGCCUUGGGCGAAGCAUUCUCUGAUGUUCUUCAUGUAUUCGGAUUAGAUAUAGUGAAACUGGAGCCGCCUGUAAUUAGUUUGGAAAAUCCCAUCUUGAGGAGCAGCAUUAGAGUAAACUGGGGAAGGCCAAAGGCACCACGUAAUUUAGGAUUGAAUUGUGAAGUCCAGUACCAAGAGACUGGUUCAAACAAAUGGAGUGUAUCAGCUAUCAACAUGAGUCUAAAAAAAGAAGAAUCUUUUGAUAUAGAAAAUCUAAAGCCCUUUACCAACUACACUGUGUCAGUUCGCUGUAUUGGAGAUAAAAUGCAAAUCCAUUGGAGUGACUGGAGUUCAGAGAUUACUGCUACUUCACAUGGAGACGUGCCAUCAGAAAAGCCAGACCUUUGGAGACAAAUUAAUGCUCCAGAUGAAGAAGGAAACAGGAUGGUUCAACUCUUGUGGAAGGCAUUACAGAUACCCACUUCAAAUGACGGCACGUUUUGGUUCAAAGUACAAUGCAAAUCAAAGAGCAAACCCUGGCCAGACCUGGUUUUAAAUACGACCAGUUUGAAGGCAUCCCUGAAUCUCACAAAGGAAGCCUUUGAAAUAAGUGUGGUUGCUUUCAACUCUUUUGGCGACUCUCCCAAAGCGGUAUUGGUAGUUCCUGCAGUAGGUGAAAAAGGUCUCCAGCAAGUGAAAGAAGUAGAGGCUUUUUCUUAUAAGGAUCUCAUAUGGGUCAAGUGGAAGACCCCUGAUGUGCCAGUAAAUACAUACAUAAUUGAUUGGUGCAUGGAUGAUGAGACCUGUGAAAUAGACUGGCAAUAUACUAAUACAACUAAUGUGUCCCUGAAUGGUGCAUCCGAGCCAUAUCAGCGUUAUAACAUUACAGUUUCCCCUCUGUUUGAUGGAAAGCCAGGAACACCGGUGUCAGUGCAGACAUACCUGAAGGAAGCAGCGCCAGGACCAGUUUCUGAUGUGCAGGCAUUUAAUGUACAACAAACCACAGCAACAAUAAAGUGGAGAGAAAUCCCCAAGAAUGAACGCCACGGAUUCAUCACAAACUACACUAUAUUUUACAAAGAUGACAAAGGACUAGAGUCCUAUGUAACGGUGAACAGCAGCAUCUUGGAGUAUUUGCUGGAUUCUCUGCUGCCCAACACAAAGUACAUUGUUCAUGUAAUGGCUAGUACUAAAGCGGGACAGACCAACAGCUCUGAAACUUUCUUUACAACAGUCAGAUAUAGUCUCCCUUUUAUUAAAUACAGCUCUCUGGCUGCUGGACUGGGUAUCGUCGCGAUCAUCAUUUUAGGAAUUUCUACCUUUGCUAUGGCGAAAAAAUAUCUGCUUCCUGAAAUACCAGAUCCUGCACGUAGCAGUAUUAGUAAAAUGCCACUGGAGAACAUUUUUACGGCCAAUUUAAACAAGUCUAAGCAAGACGGUGAAAAUUUUGUGUAUAAUUUGUUAAUCAUUGAGAACGCCUCAGAUCUGCCUCUUCAGAGACCUUCUAUAAUCAGCGCUGAGAGUAAACUCAUCACACCGAUCAACCCUCCCAGAGGACCCAGCCAGGCACAAUUGUCAUUAGACUAUUACGUUUCAGGAGAUGGAUAUCGCAAGCAAAUGUUGGCAGAAAAAAUGUUAAACCGGUCACUCUCGAAUCAGCCUCUCCUGUCAGUCUCCUCCACUGAGUUGCAGAGUGAACCUGGGUCUCCUUCAUACAGCAAAAAUGAAGAGAGCCCCAUGGAGGACAUUUCAGAGAUCAAUGUUUUUGAGGAGACCCCAUCAGUCAAUGCGUACCUGAAGAACUCUGUCAAAGCCAGGGAGCUUGUAGUUAGAGAAAACAAACAUUAUCUUUGUUAUGAAAAAGGAACAACUCCUGAGCCAAGUGUUAUGAGUAAUGCAAAACAAAACAGUGCUGGGCAGGCUUAUGUUACAGUAGACAUGUUUUCACACAACUUAAGCAAUUCAUGCAAUCCAAGUGCAGUGAUGGAACGGAAAGAGAAUAUAAAAUAGACAAGGAGAUGCUGGCAGUUAACAGGGUUUGAUGUCUGUUAAUUUAAUUAUCAGAAAUAUAAAUAUAUAUAUAUAUAUAUGAGAGAGAGAGAUAUAGUACAUACACAUUAUGGAAACAGCAAAUGAUUUAGGGGUGGGUAUUGUAUUGCUCAUUUUUCCUCACUCAUACCCCAUACUUACUAAAUAUCCUGGUACCUCUGAAUAGAUAAUCGUCUUCUCUUUAAAAUAUGCAAAAUAUUUUAAUGAGCAGUCUGUCCCACAAGCAUUAUUGUUGUUAUGUGCCUCUUGUCCAUUGCAUAGCUGAACAGCCAUUAUUAGAUUUUUUUUUUUUUUUUUUUUAAAUAUAACUUGACGUUCCUCUGGACGAUACAGUAAAAGGGUGUGGUCUAUCACCAGUCAGUUGAGGAAUGUUUCAUGAAAAGGGCCCAGCCGUAUCAAUGGCUUCAGUUUGAAUAACAAAAAGAGGUUACUGAAAGAAAACCAUAUAAGUAUAAUAAUUUUAAAAAGUAUGAAAUAUGUCAUCUUAAAUAUAUUUUUACAUUUAUAGGACAAGCAAUAACAGGCAGUUUGUCCAAGUAUGGUAGUACGAGUCAGAGUGGAGACGUCUAUAUCGAUGAUUCACAAGACCUUGUUGAUACUUGAUUGUAGAAUGCUUGUUCUGUUUAUCUUGGCAGAAUCCUCCUCAAGUUUACGAGGGGAACUUGAAGAUAUCAAGUGACACUAUAAUUAUAAUUAUACCGGAGAUACAGUCCACUGCUCAUAGCUUUAUGCCUCCUCAUACAGAGACAAAUGUAAUGUUAUUGCAGAAAGAACAUAGUAGUGUGAAAAUGCAUGUCUGAAGACAAACUAUAGCUUAACCAAAUAUAUCCUCUUUAUUCAUUGUAACUACCUUUCAGACUUAUCAAAAGACAUGUAUUGUGGUUUUCCAGAAUUCAUAUAAAGAUACUCCACCCAGCAUGUGGUGUUUUUGGUUACAUAGUUAAUAAUUUAAAAUGUGAGUAAAGGUGAGUAAAGCAAAGACAACAACAAAAAAUGCAUUGAAGUGUUUUUUUCCCCAAAGUUGUCAGGUGACAUUUAAUACAUGGAUUUAAAUGAAGGGACCAAAAUAUGUGUCAGAGUUCACAGUUUAAAGUAAUAGCUUACUACAAGAGUAACUCCUCAUUUUUCUCUUUCCACUACCAAUGUAAGUGGGGGUAAACAUUGCAGAGCAUUUCUAAAGUUCCGUUGAGUUUUUUGUUUAAAACUGUAAAAAUAUGUUAUAUUGAUUGUAUUACUGAAUGUUUAUUGUUAUGCUUAUGUUGCAGUUUUGUUGCAAUUUUUCAAUCUUGUCUAACCCUAAAACUAACCCUAACCCUAAUCCCUAAUGUGGUACGGUUUUUCAUUGCCCAUCUUUCUGCAUUAAUGCAUUAUGUCUUAAGAGCCAUUUUGUAAUUCCUUUUCUUUGUCCCACAAAAACAACGGAGACAAAAAUAAAAUAUUCUAAAAUC
This is a messenger RNA of Acipenser ruthenus (sterlet), 4232 nucleotides long. Its product is annotated as interleukin-31 receptor subunit alpha-like. NCBI's taxonomy places the organism in Eukaryota, Metazoa, Chordata, Actinopteri, Acipenseriformes, Acipenseridae. Gene Ontology annotation, cellular component: signaling receptor complex; external side of plasma membrane; membrane. Gene Ontology annotation, biological process: cytokine-mediated signaling pathway. Gene Ontology annotation, molecular function: cytokine binding; cytokine receptor activity. The transcript is spliced from 16 exons. The record is from RefSeq and is a predicted model, not a curated record. The coding region runs from base 172 to 2745 and encodes 857 amino acids.